CUUGCAGAAUCAUCAUUGACAAAGCACAGCAGCAGCUGCUUGUUAUGAUUAAGAAGAGAUAAUAUUUAUCUAUAUAGCGUUAUCAGGAUGGGGCCAACAAGGGCAGUGUGUGGCAGUGUAGCAGUCUCCGGCCAGCCUCUCACCCUCUCAUCAAGAGUACAAUAUGGAACCAACUGCACCACAGGAUGAUGAUCCUCCAGCAGAAAAUCUUGUUGAGAAAAAUGAUGGCAAAACAUGGAAGAAGGCCGAUGAUAUACCUCUGAGAUUUGAUGAAUUGCCCACUGAAGAAGAUGAUUGGAUUCCUGUAGCUAGUGUUAUUCGUGCCCAAAGGGAAGAAAUUGCCAAAAGGGAGGCACAGGAAAUCAAGAUAAAGCCUCCACUAGAACUUGAUAUAAAGUCACCUAAUUUAAAAUCUAAACACAAAAAUCCUGCGAAGCAACAUUUGGAAUUAAAGAAAGAUUCCAUAAAAGAAGAAAAUAAAAUCAUACAAACCAAAGAGGAUGCUAAUAUGAGUCCUGAGAUACUUAAUGAAGACAAAAAUGAAUCUGAUGAGAACAUUGAUGCAGUAACUAGGGCCAUGAUUGACUGGGGUCUCAAGACCUCAGUCACAUACGAUCCAAAGAAGAGAAGCAAAGCUUCUAUCAACUUAGAUCAACCUAGUUAUCAGAACUCCUUUGAUGGCAAUUCCUCCAGUAAUGUAGGCAAAUUUCCAAAGGCACCUUCAGAUAAUUACAAAAAGAGUUAUGAAAGUGAACAUGCCAGUAUUUCCUCAAACUCCACAGAUGAUAAGAACUUGCAUCAUGAUUAUAAUAGACAGGAAAAGCUGUCUCAAUCUACUGACAACAGUUCUUCCUAUUAUGAAAGAGCCCAGACGAGCCCAGAAUACCACAAAGAUCCUAUUUCUGAUAGAAGAUCCAGUUAUUAUGAUGCAGAACGCUAUACAGAUCCUAUUUCUGAUAGAAGAUCCAGUUAUUAUGAUGCAGAACGCUAUACAGAUCCUAUUUCUGAUAGGAGAAAAAGUAAUUAUGAUCCAAGACACCAAAAAGAUCCUACUUCUGAUCGGAGAAACAGUUACUAUGAUCCAGGACACCAUAGAGAUCCUAUUUCUGAUAGGAGAAAAAGUUAUUAUGAUCCAGGAUACCAUAAAGAUCCUAUUUCUGAUAGGAGAAACAGUUAUUACGAUCCAGGAUACCAUAAAGAUCCUAUUUCUGAUAGGAGAAACAGUUAUUAUGAUCCAGGACAACAUAAAGAUGCUACUUCUGAUAGGAGAUACAGAUAUCAUGACCCAGAACUAGAUCAAAAUCGUGGAUAUAGACAGGAUCCUCAUCGCAACCAUAGGCAAUAUGGGGACAGAGGACAAGCUCAUCCCCACGAACCUGAUCCAUAUUACAAUGAUGAACAUGCUCGUAGUCCUAGGCAAGAAUACGAGUUUGAUAAAUAUGAGCACAACAAACAUGAACAAUAUGAUCGUGACAAACAUGGCUAUAGUAAAUACCCCAUCAAUCAUCCUAAUUAUGACCGUGGCCAUGAUCAAAGCCAUUAUCGUGGCCAUGACCUGGGUUACUAGGAAGGUGGUGGACCUAUAAAGUCCCUAUUAUUCCUGAAUGAAUGACUGCUUGCAAUGAUAUUCUAUGAAUUUUAAUAAAGCCUCACAAGCUCUUUCAGCUACACCACUAAUGUUUACACCAAAUACAAAAUUGAAAUCCAAAGGGCUACCAGGAUCUAGGAAGAAAAUCUUAAAAUUAAAACAUUCCUUGUGACAAUGGGAGUCAUGACAUCAUUGUGUUUGUUACUGGAGCUGCUUCUUUCAUUGUGUUGAAGACGUGUACAGUAGUAGUCACUAGGCCCAGAUUAAUACCAAGUCAAACACAAACACUAGUGCCCCCAAAAAAACCAAUGCAGUAAUUCUAUAACAGUAAUCUGCAUGUUUUCUGCAGCAGUGGUCAGCACAGGUCAAAACCAAAGGGUUAAAUCUUCAUGGCAGGAAAGAAAUGUUCCUUUUCACCUGAUGCUUCUGUCUAGCAGUAAAUAGGUACUUGAGAGUGUUAGGAAACUAUUGUGGGUUGCAGCCCAAAUAAUGUCAGUAGUUGGCCUAACCGGUUUCUCAUUCCCAAUUAUGGAAAACAAAUUGCCUAAUUUUGAGAUAUGAGGGUUGUUAGUGCAUCAAAAUAUCCAUUCUCUUUUUAACAAUAUUUAUAAUUAUUUCCUAUAUUACCCUGAGUUGUAAUUGUCCCCAAACACCCUGGUGCUUGAUGAAAAGCAAAAUACUUUGUCUUUAACACAUAGACUGCUGAAUUAAAUUCUUUAACCAAUUAAUUCGGAGUCUCACCAAAUGCACUUCUUUUGGAAGUACUUUGACCACAUAAAUACUUAUUAGGAAAAUUGUUUGAGCAGAACGGGAAUUAAUUUUGAUUGCCGCCGCCAGCGGCAGCUAGUUUAUUGUGCAUCCCAUACUCAUCCUGUGAGCAGUAGUGCAAAAAAAAAGAAUUACACAAGGCACAAAAGGUCUUUAUCAGACAUCAACAGGGAUUAUUAUAUUAACAAUUACAUCUAUCCUUCACAUGUUGAAUGAGCUAACAUCUGGGUAACCCGAGACAUGAUCCUUAACCCAUGGACAACGGCAUGCUAUAAGUUAUUUAACCUGGGAUCCACCUGAGUCCACUAGGAGUCUGGAGGCAUUGAACUAGUGCCAACCCAAGUUUUACAAAUAAUCUGCAUGCACUCUAGUGAACAUAAUGAAGUUCUCCACCAGGAGCAUUUGGUAAACUCCAUUACCGACACUCGAGUGCAUACAAGUUAUUUGUAAAACUUGGGUUGGCACUAACUCAGUGCUUCCAGACUCUUUGUGGAUUCAGGCAGAUGCCAGGUUAUUAUAACUUUUUGCAUGUCGUGAUCUAUGGCUUAAGGCACGCAUCUGGGGUUACUCAGGAAGCUGGUUCGAUUAUAUUUCCUGUGUAUCACUUCUUAUUGUUUUCCAGAAUUCAUGAGCAGCACUAAAUUUCGCUCAUUGCCACUAAUUUCACUGCUUAAAAACAUUGUUACCAAACUUUUCUACCUACCAUAAUAUACUUUAAAGUGCUGAUAGCAGCCUAAGGGUUAAUAAUAAAGAAUUCCACUGAUUAGCCAUAAUACUGAUCCAAAAGUUUUUUACCAUCUUCCCAAUGAAUUAUAUCUUUCUGAAUGUUGUAACAGUUAAUGAAUCUUGUUUUGCAAUUUGUGGGUCAAAUAAAUAAUUAAGAACAUUCUUAAAAAACUCAUUUAUUCUGUGGAAUCGUUCUUAUAUUGUAUAACCAAUAUUAUAUUAUUUGUGGUUUACUAUUUCUUUGUUCUUACUAACUUUACUAAGACAAUAUAAUAAUAUUUGUAAAUGUCAGGCAAUAAGAUUACAGUAUAUGUUUUCACAUUUACUAUAACAAGAUGCCACCUCCAACCUGUCAUAUGAGUACUGUAACAAAAUACAGUACUCAUAUACAGUACUUAAUUCAAAAUAACAAAGAUAUAUUGUAUACAAAAUACUUGUUUGCCAGUCAAGUUUUCUUUAACAAUACUAAAAGUACAAUUUAACUUUCAUUUUCUUGACAAAUGGUGGUAGUAUUGACAAAUAGGUAGUAAUAGUACAGAGAUCAUUGUUUGUACUGAUAUUUAAGGAUUUGUUUAUAGUGUUGGAACAACAUUUAGUUUGAUAGUUUAAAACAAUACAUUAAAAAUUAUAUACAAUACA
This is a messenger RNA of Procambarus clarkii (red swamp crayfish), 3721 nucleotides long. RefSeq lists its product as uncharacterized. NCBI's taxonomy places the organism in Eukaryota, Metazoa, Arthropoda, Malacostraca, Decapoda, Cambaridae. The record is from RefSeq and is a predicted model, not a curated record.